This is a messenger RNA of Theobroma cacao (cacao), 1717 nucleotides long. It is a transcript of the gene LEW3, whose product is annotated as UDP-Glycosyltransferase superfamily protein. Lineage: Eukaryota; Viridiplantae; Streptophyta; Magnoliopsida; Malvales; Malvaceae. The record is from RefSeq and is a predicted model, not a curated record. Gene Ontology annotation, cellular component: endoplasmic reticulum membrane. Gene Ontology annotation, biological process: dolichol-linked oligosaccharide biosynthetic process; protein N-linked glycosylation. Gene Ontology annotation, molecular function: GDP-Man:Man(3)GlcNAc(2)-PP-Dol alpha-1,2-mannosyltransferase activity.
CUUUCGCCUGUUUCCUUUCUCCUUCGUUUGGUCGACUCCGAAGACCUUCUCUCCAUCUCUGUUCGAGAAAAGAAGAAGAAAAAAUCUUCAGAUCAUGAUAAAUUGGAUUCUUUCUUGGUCUCUAAUCUCUCUUCCACUCGCUACGAUCCUUUUGUUCGCUUCAAAGAUUCUCAACCGCCGAAGAAACAAGAAAAGAGCAGUCGGAUACUUCCAUCCUUACACCAACGAUGGCGGCGGCGGAGAGAGAGUCCUUUGGUGCGCCGUCAAAGCCAUCCAGGAACAAAACCCAGACCUCGAUUCCGUUAUCUUCACCGGCGACCACGACGCCUCCUCUCAAUCCUUAAUGUCACGCGCCACCGAUCGCUUCGGCGUCCACCUCCUUUAUCCCCCUAAAGUGGUGCAUUUGAAUAAAAGGAAAUGGAUUGAAGAAACAACGUACCCACACUUUACAAUGAUUGGUCAAAGCUUGGGCUCAGUUUAUUUGUCCUGGGAAGCUUUGAGCAAGUUUACACCUUUGUAUUAUUUUGAUACGAGUGGUUAUGCUUUUACAUACCCAAUUGCUCGUUUAUUCGGAUGCAAAGUUAUUUGCUAUACUCAUUAUCCUACUAUCAGUUUAGACAUGGUUUCUCGUGUUCGUCAACGAAGCUCCAUGUACAAUAACGAUGCCUUAAUUGCUGGAAGCACGUGGUUAUCCCAGUGCAAAAUUAUCUAUUAUACGGUUUUUAGCAGGAUAUAUGGAAUGGUGGGCUCUUGUGCACAUCUUGUAAUGGUAAACUCUUCAUGGACUCAGUCUCACAUUGAGAAGCUUUGGAGAACUCCUGAGCGUACUAAGCGAGUUUAUCCACCUUGUGAUACUUCAGGACUUCAGGCACUUCCUUUGGAAAGAGCCAUGGAAACUCCAAAAAUUAUAUCUGUUUCUCAAUUUCGUCCAGAGAAGGCACAUGGUCUUCAACUUGAGGCCUUUUCAGUUGCCAUCAGAAAAUUAGAUAAAGACUUGCCAAGACCUACGCUCCAGUUUGUGGGUAGUUGUCGAAAUAAAUCAGAUGAGGAAAGACUUCAGAACUUGAAAGAAAAAGCAGUGCAAUUGAACAUUACUGAGGAUGUGGAAUUCCAUAAAAAUUUGAUGUAUAGGGACUUGGUAAGACUUUUAGGUGGUGCUGUUGCAGGAAUUCACUCAAUGAUAGAUGAGCACUUCGGAAUCUGUGUGGUAGAGUACAUGGCUGCAGGAGCCAUUCCUAUCGCUCAUAAUUCUGCUGGCCCCAAAAUGGACAUUGUUUUAGACGAAGAUGGGCAAGAAACAGGAUUUCUUGCUCUAAGUGUGGAAGAAUAUGCAGAGGCAAUCCUGAAAAUCAUAAGGAUGCCCGAGUCUGAAAGGCUCAAGAUAGCUGCAGCUGCAAGGAGAAGAGCCAACAGAUUUUCCGAGCAAAGAUUCUAUGAUGACUUCAAAGCCGCUAUCCGACCAAUCUUAUGUCAUUCUUCCUAGUGAUAAGAGUUACACCAGAAUCACACUGACAAAGAAUAGAGAAGUUCUGGUUUAAAUUCUUGUUGUUUAUUGGGGGUUCUUCACCCUCCCAAUCCUGCCAUUAUAGAAAGGUUGACCAAAACCUUUGUCAAACAAAAUAGGUAUACUGAAAUUUUGAUUCUAAGCAAAAUUGAAGGAUUACCAGUUUUGUUGAAUGAGAAUUUUCUUCCUUCUAUUCUAAUAAUUUUCCUUCAA